AAGUUAAUCUGACGUCUGGAAGCUAGUGGAAAUAACGUUGAUAUAUUCCGUGGAACAUAUCAAGAUCUACGCUUCCGCUACAAUCUCGCGUAGUUGCUACGCUCGACCAGUGACGUAGCCUGACGUAUGGCUGACAGAAGCUACGUGUACGAGCCGGUCUCCAUCGAAGCGCCAGUCAAGACGCAAGCGCACAGCAUGGAGCAGGGCCAAUUGUGGAGACAGUACAUCAUAGCCGGCGUGGCAAACAUCGGUAUUAUGGCUACUGGUUUCGCUUUGGGGUGGACUUCGCCGGUGAACUUGAAGCUCUUGCAUCCUGACGACACGCCCUUGUCGCGACCCGUCACCAACGACGAAAUAUCAUGGAUCGGAUCCCUUAUAUCCAUCGGAGCUAUGUUCGGUCCGUUCAUCGGAGGUUUCCUGGCAUCAAAAGUCGGUCGUCGAUGGGGUAUUCUUCUGUCAUCGGUUCCACUCAUAGUCGGUUUUAUUUUGAUGAUAGCCGUUCAAAAUGUUGGAAUGAUUUACGCUGGCAGAGUUUUCUGGGGUCUAGCAGUCGGGAUACUUUACACAGUCUCGCCGAUGUAUUGCGCUGAGAUCGCCACGGACGAUAAGCGGGGCGCCCUGGGGUCAUUCCUUCAGCUGUUCGUGGUUUUUGGCUUACUGCUGGUGUACGGAGUGGGACCAUUCGUCUCCUAUUUCGCGCUGCAGUAUGUCGGGAUAGCUGUAGUCGCUGUCUUCUGCGUGCUGUUCUUCUUCAUGCCCGAAACCCCGAUGUAUUAUUUGAACAAAGAUGACAUAGACUCUGCUGCUAAAAGUCUGCAGUUCAUCAGAGGAAAAUCCCGAGCCGGAGUGCAGGCUGAGCUAGACAAGAUGGCCGCCGAAGUAACUACUGCGAACGAGAAAACCGCUAACUUAUCGGACGUGUUCCGCGGCGCCAACUUCAAAGCCUUCUACAUCGUGUGCAUCCUCGUGGCCGUGCAGCAGUUCUCCGGCAUCAACGUCGUGCUGUUCUACAUGGCGACCAUUUUUGAAGCAGCCGGGGCCAGUCUGGACUCCGCCAUCGCGACAAUCAUUAUCGGCGCAGUGCAGGUCGGUGCUUCAGCCAUCACGCCCCUGGUGGUGGACAGACUCGGACGCAGGAUGCUGCUCCUCAUCUCCUGCACCGGAACAACUGUUGGACUCGGACUGCUUGGCGUCUACUUCAUAUUGGACACUAAUGGCAGCCCAGUAGUCGACAACAUGAGGUUCUUGCCUAUCCUAGCCCUAGUGCUGUUCAUCGUGACGUACUGCGUGGGUCUAGGUCCUCUGCCGUGGGCUAUCAUGGGAGAACUCUUGCCGAUUGAGGUGAAGGCGUUGGCUUCUCCGAUAGCUACUGCCUUCUGCUGGAUGGUGUCUUUCUUGGUCACUAGAUAUUUCAACCCGAUAGCUGAUGCAGUCGGUAUGGGCGUGGCGUUCCUCAUCUUCGGAGUUUGCUGUAUAAUAGCGUUCUUCUUCACAUUCUUCGUGGUUCCGGAGACGAAGGGCAAGAGCUUCCAGGAGAUCCAGGAAAUGCUGGCGGGAAAAACCCCGCCGUCGAAAUCGGAAAAAGUAUAAACGGAAAUAUAUGUAUUUUAAAAUCUACCUCAAACUCCACAGGGACAAUGCUAUCUAUCCAAGUUUCGAUCAAAAAUUUAGUAAAUAUUUGUAAUCAAAACUCAGAUAUAGUGUAAUACUUAUCAUUACACUCUAAUUUUAUUGAUAUCUAGUUGCAAUUAAAAAAUGUCUUCCAGAAUUUAUUUGUUAAAAACUUUCAUGAAGAAAACCUUAUAAAAACUAUUAUUUGACGGGUUCUGACAAAGAUUUUUAGUUUUGAUUAGUUCUCUUUAAUACUUAAUGAAGAUAGUAUUUAUAACGCUGAUUAUAAAGAAACUAAAAAUCCUUUUAAAAAAAAAACUGAUGCUUUAGCUUGAAAAAUAUCAUAACGAAAAAACCCACGACAAAAAAACGUGGGGCUGCCAGCACCUAAAACCAACGCGAAAUAUUUAAUUAAUUUUAGUAAUUAUAAGUAAGUUAUAUGUAAUUUAGUUUAAUUAUAAGUUAUCAUUGGAAUGUAUCAUUAAACAUUAAUCGUAAAUCACUUUAUAACUUUACUGGUGGAAGGACCUCUUAUGAGUCCGCACGGGUAGGUACCACCAUUCUGCCUAUUUCUGUCGUGAAGCAGUAAUGCGUUUCGGUUUGAAGGGCGGGGCAGGCGUUGUAACUAUACUGAGACCUUAGAACUUAUAUCUCAAGGUGGAUGGCGGCAUUUACGUUGUAGAUGUCUAUGGGUUCCGGUAACCACUUAACACCAGGUUGGCUGUGAGCUCGUACACCCAUCUACGCAACAAAAUAAUAAUAAUAAUAAUUCGUCUCAACAAAAAGUCGGUGGUGGCCCAAAUACAAAAAGCAGUCUUGCUCGACAAUGCCCGUAUAGUUCGCCGGUUUCUCUCCCAAUAGUCCCUAACGCUCCGGCCGAUUGUUGCCCACCUCGCCGGAGUGUGUCCUGCCGUCUUCCCAGGCGUGGCAGUGUUUAAUACAUAAUAAUUCUAUAUAUGUGCUAUUUUUUUUGGAAUUUUAAGUUGAAAAAUCACGAUUUCAAUUCGUUCCUCUUGACUGCGCAAUUACGAGUAGUAAUAAUUCAUGACAUUUCUUCAUUAAUACAUAAUACAGACUGCCAGAGAGGCUGACGGUUAAAAAAAUGGUUGUAGUACAUAAUGGCAGCCAGAGCAUUAUAAAAGUGCCCAUUAUUUAUUCUCAAGCCAUAGUUAUAAGUGAGAUGUAAUUUUUUAAUAGGAUUUACACUAAUGUUAGUUAUGUGUUUUAAAAUUUUAUAAACAACAAAAAAACUGUCGAAACAUUCCAUUGUUUAAAAAAAAAAGACAAUUUAAGAAAAGCGGGAGCUCAAAGAGGUUACAUAGAUAAAACUUAUUUUUAAACUGUUUUGAAUUAUUUAUUUGAGUUAUCUAUAUAUUAAUACGUGAAGCAAAAACUUUGUAUCCCUUUUUACGAAAAUUGCGCGGACGGAGGAGUAUGAAAUUUUCCACACUUUUAGAGAAUAUAGAGAAGAAGUGCACAAUGCUACUUUUUUUUUUAAAUAAUGCAUAAAAGAUACAUUAAAUCAAUAAAGAAAACAUUACACACACUACAUACCAUGUACUUGACGCACACACGCAUACAUACUAUUUAUUGUCAAACUUUUGUUCUUGACGUCUGUGGUCAAAUUGAGAAUAGAUUAAAUAUUGUUUAUCUUUAUUAAUAUUUUUUUAUAGUGUAGUCUUGGCGAAAUUUGUGAUUAUAAAAGUAUAAAACACAAUCAUAAUAGUGUACAAACUUACAAUUCCAAUUAAUUAUAGUCGAAUUUCGACUACUGCGGGACCUCUAGUAGAUUUAAAUAGGUUGUGUUUUAGUUUGAUUUGUAGAUAUAAAUGACCAAAGAGAAUUGAAUACACAUUAGCUCUAAGGCAGUACAUUCCCUUAGCUCUGAGCUCAAAGUUAUAAGAACAGAGAAGAGUGCAAUUUACAAAUGAAAUUAAGUGAUUGGUAUUGUUGUUGAGGCUAAUUGUAACUAUAAGUAUUUUUGAAUGUUUAAUUGUCUAUAUUAAGUAUAUAUUUUUGCAAAUAAAUGUUGUUUUACAAA
Molecule: messenger RNA, 3652 nt
Organism: Bombyx mori (domestic silkworm)
Lineage: Eukaryota; Metazoa; Arthropoda; Insecta; Lepidoptera; Bombycidae
Product: facilitated trehalose transporter Tret1-like
Exons: 11
Coding region: 127-1590 (487 amino acids)
Biological process (GO): carbohydrate transport; transmembrane transport
Cellular component (GO): membrane
Molecular function (GO): sugar transmembrane transporter activity
Source: RefSeq, a predicted model, not a curated record